This is a messenger RNA of Cyclocybe aegerita, 924 nucleotides long. NCBI's taxonomy places the organism in Eukaryota, Fungi, Basidiomycota, Agaricomycetes, Agaricales, Hemipholiotaceae. The record is from the annotation of a GenBank genome assembly.
AUGGACGCUAAAGUCGGCUAUGGGGACCUCACCAUUGAGCAAGGGUUGCAGGAGCUGAUAUUGGCUAAAACCUCCAUCAUGGAGGCCCGGUACGCGAUGGCUGCGAUGCUCUCGCUGCAGCUGUACGAGUGGUUAGCUGGAAUAGACGCAGAGGUGCGACUGAUACAUCGCGCGCGCUGGACGUGGAUCAAGACUCUCUACCUUCUCUGUCGCUAUUACCCACUGCUGCUCUGGAUGGUCGUUAUGUGGGCAUAUGUAGGCAACCACAGUUAUGCCAUAUGCCAACCCGCCGUGCAUCCUAUUCAUGCAUUCCUUGCUCCUUUUCAAUUCUUUUCGCAAGCUGUCAUGCUAAUGAGAGCGUUCGCGUUUUCUGGCCGCGAUAUUCGCGUUCUCGCCUUGCUGGGGUUUUGCUAUCUCGGCCUCGUAGGCCUCGACAUCUGGGUAUUUUGCGUGCAAGUGCAACUGCCUCCUUGGGAGCUAUUCUGGGCCCUCGGUGGAGCAACUGGCUGCUUCCCAAAUUACGGAGAAGGAGCGAUGGGUCUUCGGAUAGGCUAUUCGAUGCUUGCAGCGACGUUGAUGGACUUGAUCUCGUUGGCGGUCGUAUUUAUCCACUGUGUGAAAACACGCUCCCAUGAUGUCUCGCUCGGUCGCUACUUCGUAAACCAAGGUCUGACGGCAUUCGCAUUCGUAUCUCUCGUCAACGUUGGGACGGCAAUUACAUAUUUCCGGCCACCAAGAUAUCAUACGGGCAUUGGUCUGCCGUUGAUUCUGGUAAUUGCCAAUAUCGCAGCAUGUCGAAUCAUCUUGGAACUGCGAAAGAAAGUCUGUCCAACAGAAUCAGAACUAGCGAGACAACACUCUUUUAUAGUGAACAACGCACUACGGACACGUUCUACUGAUUCCUGGAUCAUGGAAGGGCCGUAG